UCAGUACACCAGUCUCGGGGUUUGUUUUGAUCUGUUCGCAUGUGUUUCCAGCUGCCUGACUGGAUGUAUUUGAAUGGAAACCCAACUGUGGCUGAAUGAGUGGUAGUAGUGAAACGAUCGUCGACUUGGGCUCUCUCUCUGGAUGUAGAGGUGAUAUCGGCUGUCAAGUUGCUGGAGUGAUCUUCCACCAUACAGAACGCCAACAGGAGAAACAAGUGUCUACCAUUUGGAUCGAGUUUUUUGAUUGUUCAAAUUAAUGUUUUAAUCGUGGAAACUUGUACAAAUGUGGAUUAUUUUGCGCUGAUUUCAAAGAUGGUUCGAUAAGCGUUUUUGUGAUUCCGGAAUACAACUAACAGAAGAGGAUUUUACUCCAAACUGCGGAUCUUGAUUUUGGAUCACGCCCUAAAACCUUGAUCAUCGUUGUCUUCUUUGCUGGUGGAAAGUUUGGAACAACAACGAAAUCAAACAUGAAUCGAUUGUUGUUGGGUGCGUUCGUUGUGGCUACAAUGUUUAAAACAGCCACCGCCAUCGAGUGUUACGUGUGCAACGCGACGGAUUCCAGCACCCCCUUCCAGUGCAGCGAGUGGUUCGAACGGUUCGAUUCGCCGGACAUUAAGCCGCAGGACUGUUCCAACGUUUACGGGGCCAAAUACUGCAUCAAGCACAUCGGUCGCUUCGAAGCAUUAGCGAUCCUGUGCUAUCAAUGUUCCUCGGCACACAGCAUGUACUGCUCGGACAUGCUGGUGGCGGACGAGGCGUCCCCAUUCAAACCGGAACCGUGUGACCACGUGUUCGAGGCGGAAUACUGCGUCAAAUCGACGGCCAUGCACGGUGGAAUCGGGGCAAAACGGUACUGCUCGUCGCGUGACCUGGGCAACUAUUGCAACUACGUGCGCAAUCCGGGCGAUCAGAUCGAGUACCGGUCCUGCAUCUACACGUGCGAUACCGACGGAUGCAACGGGGGCCAGCGAACGACACUGUCCGUGGUGGCACUGCUGCUGGCCGGAGUUGCGUGGGUGGCAGCCGCAAGGCUGUAAGGUGGUGCCAUAGGAAGAUAGCAUUUUUUAACAUUUCCUCAAAAAAUAUUUUUGUGUAUUUUUACUAUGAUUUCUUGAUCAUUGAUCGAAAUCCGUCAUUCCGUCCUGUCCUAAUUUUGUUUAAUCUUGUGGAAGCUUUUUAGUUGUGCUCGAAUCUUAACCAUAUCACGCUAUAUCAGAUCUAAAUAAAGACAAUAAAUUUACAAAAGUCAAG
Molecule: messenger RNA, 1251 nt
Organism: Culex quinquefasciatus (southern house mosquito)
Lineage: Eukaryota; Metazoa; Arthropoda; Insecta; Diptera; Culicidae
Gene: bou
Product: U-scoloptoxin(05)-Sm1a
Exons: 4
Coding region: 468-1037 (189 amino acids)
Biological process (GO): regulation of synaptic transmission, cholinergic; positive regulation of voltage-gated potassium channel activity; sleep
Source: RefSeq, a predicted model, not a curated record